Cariama cristata (Red-legged seriema) is the source of this 1007-nucleotide messenger RNA. It is a transcript of the gene SMNDC1, whose product is annotated as survival motor neuron domain containing 1. The transcript is spliced from 5 exons. Gene Ontology annotation, cellular component: nucleus; precatalytic spliceosome; cytoplasm. The record is from RefSeq and is a predicted model, not a curated record. Gene Ontology annotation, molecular function: RNA binding. The coding region runs from base 1 to 717 and encodes 238 amino acids. Gene Ontology annotation, biological process: regulation of alternative mRNA splicing, via spliceosome; mRNA processing. Lineage: Eukaryota; Metazoa; Chordata; Aves; Cariamiformes; Cariamidae.
AUGUCAGAAGACCUUGCUAAGCAGUUAGCUAGCUACAAAGCUCAGCUUCAGCAAGUUGAGGCUGCCUUAUCUGGGAAUGCAGAAAAUGAAGAUUUACUAAAACUGAAGAAAGACUUACAGGAAGUCAUUGAAUUAACCAAAGAUCUCCUCUCAACACAACCUUCGGAAACUCUUGCAAGUUCUGACAGUUCUGCUUCUGCUCUGCCCAGUCACUCCUGGAAGGUUGGGGAUAGGUGUAUGGCGAUAUGGAGUGAGGAUGGACAGUGUUAUGAAGCUGAAAUAGAAGAAAUAGAUGAGGAGAAUGGAACAGCUGCGGUCACAUUUGCUGGAUAUGGCAAUGCCGAAGUUACACCUCUCUUCAACCUCAAGCCUGUGGAAGAGGGAAGAAAAGCAAAAGAGGAUAGCGGCAACAAACCCAUGUCCAAAAAAGAGAUGAUAGCCCAACAACGAGAGUAUAAAAAGAAGAAAGCUUUGAAAAAAGCUCAGAGAAUUAAAGAACUUGAACAGGAACGAGAGGACCAGAAAGUCAAAUGGCAACAGUUUAACAACAGAGCCUAUUCUAAAAACAAAAAAGGCCAGGUCAAGAGGAGUAUUUUUGCUUCCCCUGAGAGUGUAACUGGCAAGGUUGGAGUUGGAACAUGUGGAAUUGCAGACAAACCUAUGACACAGUAUCAAGAUACCUCUAAAUACAAUGUCAGGCAUUUGAUGCCUCAGUAACAGGGGAAAAAGGUGGAACUUCAUCUCUGCAGGGCUUUACACUUAUCUUUUUAUCAUUAUAUUUUUCUAAAAGUAAAUUAUUUGUUGGCACGUAGCAAGUAGUCCAUUUUGUCACCAUCACUUUGGCUUCAGCUGAUACGAGCCUUAAAUCUCCAGCUGUUGAUUUGACCCCCCCCGAUCAUUAAACUUUUUGUAGUUGCAUUAAAAUACAUUCUGCAGGUAAAUGCUUUCAUGAACUGCUGUUACCUGUUACUCUGAAAGCAGUAGUUACCUGCAGCUUUGAUUUCUGG